Haplochromis burtoni (Burton's mouthbrooder) is the source of this 2341-nucleotide messenger RNA. RefSeq names its product immunoglobulin superfamily member 3-like. The transcript has 4 exons. NCBI's taxonomy places the organism in Eukaryota, Metazoa, Chordata, Actinopteri, Cichliformes, Cichlidae. Bases 235 to 1560 code for a protein of 441 amino acids. The record is from RefSeq and is a predicted model, not a curated record.
AGCUUAAACGAGGGUGAAGCUCUGACUUUAACAUGCCUGGCCUCUAGCAGCACCAGCCAGCACACCCAUCUGUCUGUUGCCUGGUAUCUCCAUAAAGAUGGACAGGAGGACGCUCAGCCUAUCAUUUCUCUGAAUAGAGAUUUUACACUGAGCCCAGGCCAGGGGUUUGAAAGGCGUUACCAAGCAGGUCUCAUACGCUUAGAUAAAUGGGGAGAGGCCUCGUACAGCCUAAAGAUGGCUGAGGUUGAGCCAUCAGACCAAGGUAGGAUCUACUGCCAGGCUCAGGAGUGGAUCCAAGAUCCUGAUGGCUCCUGGUACAUCAUCAUACAGAAGAAUGCAGAAGAAAUGACCCUGACAGUUAAAGCCACAGAGGUGGUGGAGCCAUCGUCUCCGUCUCUGGCAGUGGAAAUCUCAGCACAGCCGGCAGCGCUGCAGGAGGGGCAGGAGCUGAUGCUGUCCUGUAAUAUAAACACACAGGACGUGGAGAAAAGAUUCUUCUCUGUAGCAUGGCUCAAGGGAAGUGUGGAGCUGGCCCGCAUUGGUCCCACAGGCGUUCUCACUGUGGCACCGGAGUACAGUGUUCGACAGAAAAAUGGAGAGCUCAGAGCCGCCCGGAGUGGGAACAGAGAUUACCGUCUCAUCUUAAAGCCUGUGAGAACUGAGGAUCAGGGAGAGUAUAUCUGUACAGUCUGGCCUCAAGAGAGAGGCCAAGAUGAUACUUUUAUUGAGGGAGAACCCAAAGACUCCAGCCCACAGCGGGUCAGCGUCUCAGCCACAGAAAACAGGCUGUCAAUCAAAAUGCAGCAGGCAGGAAAUGUCACCGAAGGGGGCGGGCUGCAUCUCUCCUGUAAAGUGGAUGGGGUUCAAGGUCAGCUGUCUGUCACCUGGCAACUCAAAUCAGCACGAAUGGCCUCGUUCACCGAGAUCAUCAGUAUAAGUCAGGAGGGUGUUACAGAGAUAGCAGAGGAGUUCAUGAGUCGCAAAGUGAGGGUGAUGCGUCCAGCUACUCACAACUUCACCUUAGAGCUUGAUGAGGUCACACUGUCUGAUUCAGGAGUGUACCGGUGUGCUGUGUCUGAGCGCAAACCUAACAGCAAGACUCACAACCAGGCACAAACUACCACUGUGACAGUGACUUCUAUAGAAAACAGGCUGACAGUCAAAAUGCAGCAGGCUGUAAAUGUCACCGAAGGGGGCGGGCUGCAUCUCUUCUGUAAAGUGGAUGGGGUUCAAGGUCAGCUCUCUGUCACCUGGCAACACAAAUCAACACCAACGGCCCCGUUCACUGAGAUCAUCAGUAUAAAUGAGGAGGGUGUUACAGAGAUAGCAGAGGAGUUCAUGAGUCGCAAAGUGAGGGUGAUGCGUCCAUCUACUGACAACUUCACCUUAGCGCUUGAUGAGGUCACACUGUCUGAUUCAGGAGUGUACCGGUGUGCUGUGUCUGAGCGCAAACCUAAUGGCAACACUCACAACCAGACACAAACUACCACUGUGACAGUGAUUUCUAUAGGUAAGAUGUGUCUGUGUGUUUGUGUAGUGCAAACUAUUCAAGACAUAUGAUAUUACCUUCAUUGUAACAGGUGUUUGUUCUUAUUGAGUGGUGUGAUUUGUUGAGCUUUUCUAAAACCACUUUGGGAAGGUUUAACUUUCUGUGAAGUAUGAUUUGUUGGCUCUGUCAAAACAGAAAAGGUUUGAUGAUGCUAAUGUUUUCAUUGCAUCUUGAUGAUGGACAGAAUUACAAAUGAGUAUAUCACAGGGGCAGCUCAGGAUUAGCUGUUUCUUUGGACAUAUAAGUUAUAGAGGCAACGGUGAGCAGAUGUGAAAAGGAGGCUAGUGGUUAUAAUAGGCAAACAAUGCUGAAUAUCAGACUAAUAGGCAGGAUGGUAAAAGGAAUUAUUUUAAUUUCUUUGCAUUUUCAUAACUAUAUGACAGGAGACAUUAACACUCAGCGGGUAGGUUACACAUUAACAAACCACAAGCACAAAUGGGUUUUUUUUGCCAAGCCAGGCUUUCAGGGAAAAGAAGCUAUCCUUAGAAUGUUUGUGUUUGACUGAAUAUUUUGUUUUAGGGCAAAUGUGGUUUAGGUUUCGCUUACAGUUUUUAAAAAUGACACGUAGCUGCAUAAAUAUAUGGCUAAAGCUGGCUAAUGCAUGCAUUUAUAAGCUUGAGACAUAGAUGUCAUGACACAUAUUGGAUGAAAGUCAUUUUUGUGUAUUCAAGCUAACCUUUUCUUUUUUAAAAGAUGAAAUGAUGCAUGAUUUUUUUUUCUUUGACACUCAUGAUUGCUUGAUCACCAGCUUCUCCUUUCUUACUUGCUGUCACUGACUAUUUUGGAUUUUUG